GAAAUUAUUCACUGUGCUUUCACAAAACCGCGCCUUUUCAGUUCAGAGUACGACGAAAAUCGAAAUAUAAAGUUCGCGUGUAUCACGGUACGAUCACGAGAUCACGGGAUUAACCAAAAACCCCCUGGAUUAUAGGAAGCACUUCUUUCCAUACAUCGGUUAUUUCCACGCUUUUCGUCAGAUUGUAAAUAAGGAAUAUUCUCUUGAUUUACGAUGAAAGGUAGGUUUUAAGAUCCUCAUUCGUUAUGCACCUUGGACAGUGGAUUGUUUUGCCACCAGAAGAGUUGCAAAGUUUAAAAUCUUAAGUGUUUCAGAUUCUGGAGCGAGGAUCUUUGCGGAUCAAGGAAUUUUCGAUACUUUAUUUUGAUUCUCACGCUGGUGUACAAUUGUGUUUAUAAGAGUCGAAAUCGUUUUAUCCCGCUGGUUUUGUGGAGGGUUAGAUAUGCUUUAGUUCUUUGCCAUUGCUUUCUCGGUAGGAGCAAGUCAGGAGAAUUUUUCAGAGAACAUUUUUAUUACGUUGGAAAUCUUUAGGAAGAUUUAAAUCCACAAGAUCGUAUUCGCUCGCCAUAUGGCACGAUGCCUCCGGCGGAAAUCAAGUUAUCUGUAAGCGAAAUACACCUUUUAUGCCGCUAUUUCGAAAGUUACUGCAAAAGCACAAGUUUUAAUGUUGCAUAGAGCCCAAAUUUUCCAUAACCAAUUGAGUGAGAGAACAGAUAAAUGACGCACACGUUUGAGUAGAAAGCGAUAUUUCGAAUACUACGUUUAUUUUUAGUCUCCAUUGUUUGCGGUGUUUUUUCAAACUUUCAAGAUCGAUUUAUGCUUCACUGACGACAGCUCAAAAUCAAACAUUUUACAAGUUAAAACAACGUCCAACUUAAUACGAGACAGCAUAAUUUGUAAACCUAAAAGUUAACUUUUUUCCAUGUCGGAGAGUGUAAAAUUGUAUUAGCUUUACAUCUAAGAUGAUUCCGCCUCAUUUUAAUCUCCCCUGAUCCAAUAUCUGAUGGGUGAAGUGCCGUCUCAGUUAAGCACUGACCCUUUGGCGCAGGCGAUAUAAAUUGACGUAAUGUUCGCCAUAGCUUCACCACAUCACAGCAAAACCUUAAAUUAAGACACAAUUGAUAUUAACGACUAUUGAAAUAAACGUGAUAGAAUUUCAGAAGCGGAUAUAUGGAUUGUUGGCACCCACUAAAAAUAUUUGUUUGUUUAUCCACUCACGUUUAUUAGACUAAUCUUGAGUAAAAUGAGAGAGAUGGUAAGUUUUGAGCUCGCUAAAGAAAUAGAAAAAGAUGUUCUUCGUCUCGUCCCUACGAGGAAUCAAACCUCAGACCUUCGGAUUCCGCGCUCCGAUGCUCAACCGCGAAGUCUCUGUGGCUCAGUGGUAGAGCAUUGGAGCGCGGAAUCCGAAAGUCUGAGUUCGAUUUCUCAUGGGGACUCGGAAUUUUUUCUUUGUCCUACGCUCGUGACAAGACGAAAAAAAAUCUUUCUCUAAUCUUAAGCAGUUUACAAUACUCCACUGAGGUCCUAAAAUUUGGAAUUCUCUUCCAAUAUCAAUCAAUGGUUCGACUAGCUUUUCUACAUAAAAAAAAACAGAUGAUUGAAUUUUAAAUGAAAUGAAUCUGAAUUGGUCAAGCUGCACAUCCACAACCUAAUUGCAAACAUAUUAAAAACCAAGCUAGCCUCCCCCAGAAGCCUGAAGAUUUCUUGUGGGUCUCCUCCCCUCUACCAUACUAUUGAAUUUGUAUAAAUGUUACUUCUGAAGUGACUAAUAAAUGAUGAUGAUGUUAGUAAUAAUAAUGGUGAUGACGUUUGUAAUUUUUUUCUUACAGCCUGUUUAAGGUGGUGUUGCCCGUGCUGUUUACGCGGCGAACCCGAAGAAAAACCGCGGGUUAAAGUCGCGUACGGCGCUGAUAAAGACUCGAACGCAGACGAAAACAUUAACUUACUAAAACCCGAAGAGUUGCCGGAAGACACCGUGAAAGAAAACGGAAGCACAGUGGUGAAAUCUGAUAGCGACGAAGAAGUUAAGGACGACGAAGGGGAUAAAAAAGACGAAGGAGAUAAAAAAGACGAAGGAGAUAAAAAAGACGAAGGGGAUAAAAAAGACGAAGUAGAUAUUGAAAACGAAGACGACGAUACUAUGUGGUACACGGACGAAAACGGACGGCGCGUACGACGUGUGCUGACAACGGUGACAACGACUUCGACGAAAACAACAUCUGAGAACGGUGAUGAUGGUAAAAACCUUACGAGGGAUAUAUUACAAAUGGAAGGUAACCAUGGAGGAGUUGACAAAGAUGAGGAUGUGGAAGUCAGGGAAUUCGUCGAUGAGAAUGGCCGGAGAGUUCGACGAAUAAUUAAGAAGACGAUUGUAACAACAACAACCACUAAGAGAACGACAUCCAACAACGACGGACCCACCACUAAAGAGAUAAGCAGCGGAGAAGUGCUCCUGCAGUUUGGCAGCAAGCCUCCAGCGGAUGAAGUGAGUAAGAUCAACUUCGACAUCAAAAGGCAGCCGUUUGGAAACCACGACCCCAAGUUUACGACCAGAGGCCAUACGACAAUCAGUACUGAGUCAACAGGAGGAGACAAUGUCGGAAACAGCACAUCUUACCAUCGGUCGGUCUUCACAAAGACGAUUGGAGGCGGAGGAGGCACGACAGUAGUCGAGCACUCUACGAAGAGUUCCGGUCAUGGCAACGACCACCCGAUAACAGCUGUGACGAAGGAGUCCCGUAUUCACGUCCCAGGAUGGAUGGAGGAAAAGUCUUCGCCUGAAACAACACGCCGAAGCCAUGGAACUUCAGACAUAAGUGUUCACCUAAAUUACCCAAGAAAUUUCACAACCAAGAAGGAACCAGAACCUGUUGCUAACGAGAGCAAGAUCCAUCCUCAAGUCACGAAACGGGACAAGCCUGUCAUCGAUAUUCUUAGUCUUGAAGACGUGGUCAAGGAAAAAGAGAAAGAGAAAAAAGAAGAGAAACCGCCAUCACCUCAACCACCUCCCACACCAGAAGACGAGGAAGAGGAAGAAGAAAGUGAAGAAGAACAAGAUGAGGAAUAUGAUGAAUUCGAGGAGGAGAUAGUUGUACUGGAAGUACGUAGAAAGCCUCGCUACCACAGGGGACUGGAAAUUGCCAAAGAUGAACCCGAGAAGGUUGGGAUCCCCGUGGAGGAUCUACUAACAGUGCCAGUAAUAGAAAAGGUACAAGAAAGUGCCCCUAUGGAUUUCAUUGAAGAGGAAAAAGUCGAAGCUGUGGAGCGCGAGCCAGUUAAUGAAUGUGCUUUUGACUUUUCCAGUCUUGAGUGAUAAUUUUCAGGGAACGAAUGUAUCAUUAGAAAAUCAUAUAGCGUCAUCACAGUAAACAUAGGCGAACUAGGACCAUAACAAUUCACAUACGUAAAUGGCAAAAAUUUAAGUUAAGCUCUUUAAGAAUAUUUGGGAAGUGACAUUUAAAACGCUGCUUGAUGCCUAUCAUGUUUUCCUGACCAUUAUUAGAGACACUAAGGGACUAGACGGGUAAAGAUUUCAUAUUUUAGCCGCGAAUGCUUCAUCGAUUCACCUCUGACAUAUUAGCAAUUUCAAGUGUAGCCUAACUCUGUUGCGAAAAUUUUUUAUUCUGUCAAAGUAUGAUAAUAAUUGGUUUCCAAGAGGGGGAUUAAUUUUUAAAAUAAAUACCCACCCACAUCCUGUCGUUGAUACAAAAGUGAAUCCCCUACCCCUCCCCUGUCAAAAAGAAAGAAAAUUACAACAACAGAGUGACUUUCCACGUGACAGAAAUAUAACAUUGACCAAUGACAACUAUCAAAACUACCGAGGAAAUCACAGAAAGUACGCAUGCGUGGGAAAUGUGUGUGACAAAGUUUCCGAUCGGCUUUAGUAUUGUAAGCAUGUAAUUGGCGAAAAUAGUACGAACUUAAUGUCAGCCAAUCACAGCGUAAUAACAAAAAACUAAAGUACUAGAGGAUGCUUUGCUGUAAUCAAUCGAAUCAUUUUAGAAAGUAGGCCACUUAUUUCUUAAAAGUUAUCGGGGACAUCCUGCAGUUAAAUUGGUACCUAAAUUGAAAC
Messenger RNA from Pocillopora meandrina, 4072 nucleotides. The record is from the annotation of a GenBank genome assembly. NCBI's taxonomy places the organism in Eukaryota, Metazoa, Cnidaria, Anthozoa, Scleractinia, Pocilloporidae.